Messenger RNA from Sclerotinia sclerotiorum 1980 UF-70, 3432 nucleotides. RefSeq lists its product as hypothetical. The coding region runs from base 1 to 3432 and encodes 1143 amino acids. The record is from RefSeq and is a predicted model, not a curated record. Lineage: Eukaryota; Fungi; Ascomycota; Leotiomycetes; Helotiales; Sclerotiniaceae. The transcript has 3 exons.
AUGUAUCGAUCACGGUUAACUAAAGACGAGUUGAAACUCGAGGCAGAAAGACAUCUCAAGUAUAGGGGUAUCGCAUGCGUCAGGUUGGAGAAUCUCCAUUUUCCAUUGGAAGAGUCAAGGGAGCUCAAUCAGGAGAAUGUUGAAAGGCUGAAGGAGUUGUUUCAAAAAGAUAUAACUCGUCGGCUAGAUCCUAAAAAUCGGAUCGCCGCUGAGAUUAAUGAAAUCGACCUUAACGAGGCGAUCCGAACCUCCAACACCUCUGCUGAAUUAUUGAUGAAUAUCCAUGAUGAGAAUCCCCCAUUUCUAAUAUUUCCUUCAAAUUAUCAAUUGACCUGUCUUCAUGGACGUCAUCGCAUCCUAGCUGCCCGAGAGAUUCUGCCGCCGGCGAAUGCCUGGUGGACGGUUGAUCUAUAUCUUACAGGUAUAAAACCUUUUUGCUCAAAAGAGGUUCGAAGGACCCUAAUUGAAGAAUAUUCGAACGAGAAAAAACCAUCGGAUGGAGAGAUAUAUCGUAAAGUCCGGCAAUAUGAGCGAGAGGGUAAUAUCCUCUUCAAGAAGCGGUGGAUAGCUCGUCUAUCUGAUCAUGGCCGCCGAAGUCUUCGACAACUCUUCGAUCAUGAAGAUGGAGAGCUCACAGCGGCUUUCGACAAGCUUCUAGAUAUUCCCGGGCUCUGGAGCGGUAUGAGAAUUAGUACACUUCACAAGCUGCUAGAUAUGAAAUGUUAUGAAGAAGCUCUACACUAUCUCGAACACAUUAGACAAUUUUGGCAUAGCCUUUUCCGUGGGGAUAAGAACGCUCUCCGGAGGGUGAAUAACGUCGAUGUAAAAUCCUUAGAGCUCAAAGCUCCAAAGUACUCCAAACAGGACGCUCAAAUCUUACAAGUUCAACUACUUAGUGGACAGAUCUUCAGUGCGUUCAGUCAACAAGAGCGUGAAGCUAUCUGGAGUGAGCUACAAUCUAUUGAAUAUCUCAUCCCUUCACUCUUUACUUUCUUCGAAGAUUUAAAGUAUCUCAAUGCUUGUGCCGGAAGUCUAAAGCGGCUGGUAAAACUAUCGCGCAGAGACACGGUAUUUUCCGCUUUCCAGCGAAAAUUUCGUCUUACGAACGAGUCAAAUGAUCAGUACGCUAUUGAGAUUGCCGAAUCUACCUUUAUUGAUAAAUCAAUACCAGCUAUACAUUGUUUUGAUGUAGGAUAUCGGCAGUUGUGGGCUUUUGCAAUGCGGAACUACAAAGAGAUACCGCCUGAUACCAAGAAGAAGAAGAAAGAUCUCCUUGCAAAAUCUGGAGUGGAGAAAGCGGACGAAAUGAUUCUAUUUGAAUUUGCUGCUCUCGCCGACCGUUUAGGUUUUUCAUCACCCGAAAUUCAAACCUUGAGGCGAAAUUCAUCGGAUAGAGAGAUCGCUUUGUAUGCCUUACUAAAGGCGCGAAAGCCCGAUCGGUAUCAAUACGACGACAUUACCUUGGAAUCCAACGUGACACAAAUUGUGAAAUUAUUUUCAACAGCUUCCGUAAUCUCUCACCAUAAUACAUCCCCAGCUCUCAUUUCUGAUAAUAUUGAUUCAUCGGGAAAUCGUUGCGGGUUCCCGCACCAGGAUGCUCAUCGACAAGAUAGGAAAGCACUUUUCCUACCUUACUUAAACGAUGAGAACUUUGAAAAGGGGAAGUAUAUUACAUCAUUCUUUAUACGUCGGUCCGUAUAUUAUGCUUUUUUCGGGAAACCUAUAGAUCUAGAAAUACUUGAAAGCUCCAACUCCCCACAGACAUUUUCUCACAAUACCCAAUAUACGGAAAUUUCAGGGCUAGAAACAGGCGAUAUUGAUAUUUCUGGAUUGCAGAUGCCGGUUAGCGAAUUUGAGAGGGUUGAAUUACAAAGACAAGAAAGGGAGAGAUUGAAUGAGGAGAGAUUGAAUGAGGAGAGAUUGAAUGAGGAGAGAUUGAAUGAGGAGAGAUUGAAUGAGGAGAGAUUGAAUGAGGAGAGAUUGAAUGAGGAGAGAUUGAAUGAGGAGAGAUUGAAUGAGGAGAGAUUGAAUGAGGAGGAGAAGAGAUUAAAAGAAGAGAAGAGAUUGAGGAAGGAGGAGAGAUUGAAAAAAAAAGAGAGAUUGAAAAGGGAAAAGAGAUUGAAAGAGGAGGAAAGAUUGAAGGAGGAGGAAAGAUUGAAGGAGGAGGAAAGAUUGAAGGAGGAGGAAAGAUUGAAGGAGGAGGAGAGAUUGAAGAAGGAGGAGGAAAGAUUGAAAGAGGAGGAGAGAUUGAAGGAGGAGGAGAGAUUGAAGAGGGAGGAGAAAAGAUUGAAGGAGGAGAGAUUGAAGAAGGAGGAGGAAAGAUUGAAGGAGGAGGAGAGAUUGAAGAAGGAGGAGGAAAGAUUGAAGAAGGAGGAGGAGAAAUUGAAAGAGGAGGAGAGAUUGAAGAAGGAGGAGAAAAGAUUGAAGGAGGAGGAGAAAAGAUUGAAGGAGGAGGAGAGAUUGAAGAAGGAGGAGAGAUUGAAGAAGGAGGAGGAGAGAUUGAAGAAGGAGGAGAAAAGAUUGAAGGAGGAGGAGAAAAGAUUGAAGGAGGAGGAGAGAUUGAAGAAGGAGGAGAGAUUGAAGAAGGAGGAGGAAAGAUUGAAGAAGGAGGAGGAAAGAUUGAAAGAGGAGGAGAGAUUGAAGGAGGAGGAGAGAUUGAAGAAGGAGGAGGAAAGAUUGAAGGAGGAGAAGAGAUUGAAGGAGGAAAGAUUGAAAGAGGAGAGAUUGAAGAAGGAGGAGGAAAGAUUGAAGAAGGAGGAGGAAAGAUUGAAGAAGGAGGAGGAAAGAUUGAAGAAGGAGGAGGAAAGAUUGAAAGAGGAGGAAAGAUUGAAAGAUUUAGAGUUAACCAGAAAACGUCAUACGCGAAUUGAUAUGGAGAGUCUUGUCCCUGAUAGGAUUACGGGAGACGAAAGUGGACUUCUAAUAGCUGAUCAAGCAAAAGAACGCCCAGAAACACAAACAGAUAAUCACGGUAUAAGACAGGAAACGCCUACAUUGGAUAUACAAUCAAGACGGGAACUAUCAAUAGGAAGUUCCGCUCGAGAACAGCCACAUUUAGUCCACAUCACAUUUACGAUUUGGGAUGGAAAAAAGUGGGAACCCUCAUUUUAUAUUGAUAUAGAUCCUUCUAAUCCCUCCGAUUCAUUGAAAGUUAGACGAAUGGCAAUAAAACAUAUGAGGAAGGGUAUGAGGCUUUUUGAUUACAGAGCAGAUAUAUUAACCCCAUACAACUGUCUCGCGGCAACGAUCGCUAACGGAGGCAACACAAUUUUUAUCAUCCGGGAGGAAGAGAUUAACAUCAAUAAAGAGUUAGAGGAUGCCAUGUUCAAUCUAAACUCAGAUGAGGAUACUACUUUAAACUCAUAUGAGGAUACUCUAAACUCAGAUGAGGAUAAUAUAAUACAGGUUCGAAAACGGGGACGUCAUGAAUGA